This is a messenger RNA of Haliotis rubra (blacklip abalone), 3015 nucleotides long. RefSeq lists its product as uncharacterized. NCBI's taxonomy places the organism in Eukaryota, Metazoa, Mollusca, Gastropoda, Lepetellida, Haliotidae. The record is from RefSeq and is a predicted model, not a curated record. Bases 1304 to 2572 code for a protein of 422 amino acids. The transcript has 5 exons.
UAUGUUAUUCACAAUAGUAAUUUCAUACUCACAUCACAUGUAACGCUGGCCAAUGUUUACAUUUCAAAUCCCACUCCGCUCAUGGCCUGCAAUAUGACCCAAUGCACAGGACUAAUACCCUCGGGAGGUGUAAAACAAGCUUUACAGACAAUUUGUCACUGGUUAGUUACAGGAACGGCCGUCGGCAGAGCCCUGUCUCAUGUUAUUGCAUCGUCAGUGAAAUGAGACUUAACGUAAUGUUAAAACCCGUGACUCAGUAACGAUGUACGGUUCUAACAAGCGACCAGCUAAAGCACUGUACGCUCACUCGCAUCGCCCUACUUCCGUAUAAUGCAAUACGGUGCAACUGCACACUUCCUAUUGCACGUGGUGCACUAUAUGUGACUCUGGAACUAAACACACAGACCGUGCAUCGUUACGUGAGGCAGUCUGGUCUUAGCGUUUGCCUCUAAGCUUGAGUCCACAACCCGCCUUGGAACCAAACAACCUUUCCUCUCCGCCAAGCCCGCCUGAUCAAUACACUGCCUGUUUCUAGCCCGUUUGCUAUUAACACACAGACCAGGCGAACAUCACACUUCAUUGUUACCGGUACUUCACCUGGUGUGGUCGGACAAUUGUCGGCCUCGCUGUCCAAGACCCCUGGACAAUACUAUGACCAGACAGUCAACGUGAUGGUUCUGAAAUAACCAUUUGUGAUUGGUUUCCUGACUUCAUCGGUCAGCGAUAUAGCAGAGUUCCACCUCACCGUGGAUCACCUGGAAUUCGGAGAUCAAAGUGAUACCACUGUGAAGACAGGUUACCUGUGUUGUGUAGUGGACAGAGGUCUGGAUACUCUGUAUGUGAACGUGUGACCAUUCGUUUGAAAGCGACUGGCUACACAAACCACAGUGAAACCACAUGGGUCCAAGUUCGUCGUCUCGGGGCGAUUAGAAAGCAAUAACACUAACUACCAAGUGUCUCCGAGGAAGGAGAGAUGGAUUGCACUGUCGAUUAAUUCUGUGGCAUACAUCAAGCAGAUUCGUUUGUCCUAAUCCACAAGAUGUUUGCAAUCAGAGGACGAUGUGCUGGGACUUCGUAACGUCCACCCAGACUCAAUUUGUGUGUGAUAUACCGGUGCCACCUCGAUCGUACAAGCUCAACUCGGACCGAGAAACCUCUCCUAAAUCCUAUCCAUGUCUCAACAAAUCUUUGCUUAGGGGACGUAUAAACACAGUGGAGAAGGCUAAGGACGUUUUUAAGUCGAAAGGAUUUCAACUAUUUCGUACAAACCACGAACUCCGAGAGUUCAAGGCAUUAAAGACUGAUGAAUGGUUCGGACGAUAGUGGAGCAGUUCCUCGAGCCAGCAAUAUGUGUGAUUCCCCUGAUUAUGGUGCAUUACCAUCGUCGACGGCGAUGCAGCAACUGUUGUUGACGGUGGUGAUGGUGACGGGAUUUGUGUGCACGAAGACGUUGUUUGAUAACAUACGACGACGGCAGGCCCGUGUCACCGUUGUCGUUAUUGGAGCGGGGCCGAUCGGGUUGACGGCAGUUCUCGUUGCAGCGAGAAGUCGACGAGUUGGAAAAAUUAUUUUAUUCGAAGAGAUGUUUAGGAAAGUUUUACUAAACAGGCAGCAUCAAAUUGCGUUUGAUCACAAAAGUAUCCCUUUCUUGAAAAAAAUAGGAGUUGAUUUUGACAAUAUCGAGGGUUGUUGGGAAGGCGAUUGUUUUUAUACACGUGUGGGGAUUUUCCAAGAAUACCUUCUGGAUGUCAUUCAAAGGAUCAGAACUCCGAAAGAAAUCCGACUGGGUACCAAGUUUACCCGCGAGCAUACAAAAGAAAUAGAGUACAUCCCAGGGCGAAAACUCGUCAUCGUUUGUGAUGGAGCUAACGGCCAAGCAGUGCGUACGAUGGGACUUAGCGACGAGUUCGUACAACAUACGUGUAAGGCGUACGCUGCGGUGGCUGCCGUGGAUCGCCCGGAGCAACACAAUGUCCCCAUGCCGGAGAGACGGGUCCACAACCUGCACUUUGACUUGACAGCCUACGGGACGGAUACAAGCGAAUGUGAUGGAUUAACGGGAUUCUCUUUGAAAAUAUUUGGCAGUUCCAAGUCCCGUUAUAUGACGCUUAUUGUUCCGAAGUGCGAAUCUCCAUUAGUGAAAACAUUACGUGUUGUGUUAGAUAGAUCGAUGAUGAGAAAUAUCUUCAUGAAAUGUUUCAACACCUACAAGAGUACCUCUGAACAUUCGUUGAGUGAUUCCUUCGCUCUAAAAUUAAUGAAAUUCAGCCCACGACUGUUUGAGAUCAAGCUGUCGCAGAGACUGGAGACUGUGGCGUACUUCGAAGACUCUGACACGUUUGUUGUCGCCGAGGGAGACGCCGCAAGGUGCUACAAUUUCCACACAGGUUUAGAUGUCAACAUAGGAAUAAAAGGCAUUAUGACAUUACCAAACUUUCUCUCGAUGGUUCCAACGGCCAUGACGGAGCACUCAAUCAUGAAGGCAAUGAUGUACAAGUCCCGACAGGCGGACCAAGUUUGCAAAGACUUUGUCAAGAAUGGUUUGAGAGACUAUAUGUUCAGCAAGCAUUGACCCUGAUGAGGAAAAGUAAUGGUGCUUCUGAAAGUUACAGAGUUUGGUGUCAGCUUCAACGGCCUUGGGUAACAUUGGAGUAUGGGAUGGUUGAAUCUGAUGUUGAUGUCGUAGGAAGCUGUGAUGGUGAGGUUUGGGAGUCACUACUACACCGGGAUGACAAGACACCGCGACAACGUCUGUGUCUCUCUGCAAAGUCGUCGCAGACAUUGAAUUUGUUCACAUUAUGCUUGUGGUCACCACACCAAGACUCCAAGACAUCGUCAAUUUCUCAGAGUAAGGUCAUGACUAACGUCUCAAGAUCGUGGACACCACGGCACAACCCCACAGUGUCGUCACACCGAGACACCAUCUGUGCCAGCUAGCAAGGUCAUGACUGACGUCCCAUGAUCGUGACACCACGGUUGACAUUGUCGUCACACCGAGACACCAUGCAAGGUCAU